Hyla sarda is the source of this 2626-nucleotide messenger RNA. RefSeq names its product purinergic receptor P2Y12 (gene P2RY12). The transcript is spliced from 2 exons. Gene Ontology annotation, biological process: G protein-coupled receptor signaling pathway; blood coagulation. Gene Ontology annotation, molecular function: G protein-coupled purinergic nucleotide receptor activity. The record is from RefSeq and is a predicted model, not a curated record. Gene Ontology annotation, cellular component: membrane. The coding region runs from base 178 to 1233 and encodes 351 amino acids. Lineage: Eukaryota; Metazoa; Chordata; Amphibia; Anura; Hylidae.
UAUUUAAAGCCUGAAGUAGUAGCUCUGUACUUAAUAGAUUAUAGUCAAGUUGUUCCUAUGGAAGAAUCAUUAGACUGCAUUUAUUUUAUAGCUUUCCGAAUGAAAACAAAUGAAUACAUCCUGACCCCAUGACCAACACAUCAGCUUUGUUACAAAAAGAACAAAAGAAGUGUAACCAUGGAAUAUUCAGGAUUUGGAGAUCUGGGGAUAACCCUUAAGCAAUCUAAUAUUACUACUCAUGGAAGUAAUAUCACAUGCUCCAGAGAUAGCCGGGUCAACCAAGUGCUCUUCCCCGUGGCCUAUUCCAUUCUCUUCAUUGCUGGAUCAUUAAUGAACGGCUUAGCAAUUAUUGUGUUUUUCCAGUUACCAAGUAAAUCUAAUUUCAUAAUUUUUCUGAAAAACUCAGUUAUAUCGGAUACUUUAAUGAUCAUGACAUUUCCCUUCAAGAUUCUAGGAGACGCAAAACUUGGACUUUGGCCACUGAAAGGAUUUGCUUGUCGAUUUACCUCAGUGGUAUUCUAUUUCACCAUGUACAUAAGUAUCAUCUUCCUUGGCCUUAUCACUAUAGAUCGAUAUCAGAAAACCGUGAAACCUUUUCACAACUCCUGUACGAAGAAUCUGCUUUCAGCCAAGAUCUUGUCAGCUUCAAUAUGGAUCAUCAUGUUUCUCCUUUCAUUACCCAAUAUGAUUUUAACUAACAAGACAUUGACGCCCAAAAGUGUCCGGAGCUGCGCAAAGCUUAAGUCUAAAUUUGGACUGACUUGGCAUGAAAUAGUGAACUACACGUGCCAGAUCAUUUUCUGGGUAACAUUUGUCAUUAUAGUGGUAUGUUAUCUCCUCAUAACCAAAAAGCUAUUUGAGUCAUAUAAAAGGACUAGAAGGGAACAAACACAAUCCAGAAAAAAAGUGAACGUGAAGGUUUUUAUUAUCAUUGGGGUAUUUUUCAUUUGUUUUGUUCCAUACCAUUUUGCAAGGAUCCCCUAUACAUUAAGUCAAACACGGGAUGUGUUCCAGUGCUCGGCUCAUUUUACUCUUUUCUAUGUGAAAGAAAGUACUUUGUUCCUGUCAUCCAUGAAUGCCUGUCUGGAUCCCUUCAUCUACUUUUUUCUCUGCAGAUCAUUUCGGAACACAUUAAUAACUAUGUGGAGGAGAAAACAGGGGUGCUUCCUGGCUUAUACCCGACGGAGGGCAACUAAACGAUUCAACAUAAGUAGUGCUGAAACAAAGAUAUGACUUAUUAAGCAACAUACUUUUACAUAGUAGAACUCUAAGUUUGGAUUAAAAUGAUAAAUAAUGCUUGUUAAAUGUUAAGUAUAAUUUUUGGUGUGAACAAACAGAUGCAUAUCUAAAUGUUUGUCGAAAUAUUUUUGAUUAUAUGAUAUCCCAAUUAAAAAGAAUACAAUGCAUGAUAUCCUAUCUUGAGACAGUUUUUAGGUCUAGUUACAUGGACAUUAUAAUAGGGGUGUAGAUUUGUUUUGAAAAAAUGUCCCCACAUUUGGAUUUUUGUUGCAUUUUUGCUAUGUUUUUUUGUUUACUUAAUGAGUCCAAAGUUUUUUUUAUAUUAUUUUAUAGCCUUGGAUGACCUUAUUCUAAUUGUAUUAUUAAUUUCUUGCUAAGUCCUCCUUCCCCAUUCUCAAUAUAUAGGUGUUUUAAUAUUUGGUUGACUACCAUAGUCAGAUGGGUGGAAGCUAAAGGUUGGAUGUUUUAGUAGGAGGCUAGGAGGGGGGGGGGGGGUAACUCAUGUUCAUGGGGUCAUGAAGCUCCUUAUCACUCCUCCUAAGCCUAACAUUUACACCCCACUUUGCAAUAAAGUUCCCACCCAGCUGAAUAUUCAGUAAAACAUAUUGAUAGUCACCCAAAUGGUAAAAACCUCUAUAUGUACGGAGCAGAGGGCAUAGCAAAAAAGUACAGAAAAAACACAGAAUUGGGGCAUCCUCUGUUAUUCUCCUUGAAAUGUAGAAAAAUGUUGAAAUCUGAAUGCUACCAAUUGAAGGAUUAUCACACUAUUCAGUCAGUGCUGACAAGGUCAUUUUAAUACUACAUAUUUUCUGUGCGGAUUUCCACUGAAGAAAACACAUUGCAGCAGACUCCCAUUGUUUUCAAUAGGAUCCUGCUGCACCAUUCACACUAUGAAAUUUCGGACAGCUGACUCUACCGAAAGAAUUAACAUGUUUAUUCUUUCAUACGAAAGCACCCGGAAAUGCAUUGCUGUCUAUGGCGCAUUUUGAAGCAGUCCUAGUGCCGGCUUGUUUUGCUGGCUCCCGCUACAGAUGGAUUCUCUGCCCGGAAUAUCCUCAGACAGAGAUUCAGUAGUGUGAAUGAGCCUUUAAACUAGUUUGGACCCAACUGUUAAUGUAUUCAUAAAUAUUAAGGAAAAAGAAAAGAGGAUCGGCACAUAGUUAUAAGAAAAAAUGUUCCAGAGUUGUUAUUUCAUAAAGUGUACAAAUAUAUACAGUAUUUAUAUGUCAAAGUAGUGAUAGGUUAUCUUUAAUCCAGAUAGUUUUAUGGCCAAAUGUAGGUUCCAAAAUAGGUGCCUCCUGGUAAAUUGCAGAUUUUAAUUAAACAUUCAUCUACUACUUUAUUGCCGGUCUAUAUUGGAGUUCAUUUACUAGUAAUAAAUAAUGCC